Delphinapterus leucas (beluga whale) is the source of this 3009-nucleotide messenger RNA. It is a transcript of the gene GIN1, whose product is annotated as gypsy retrotransposon integrase 1. The record is from RefSeq and is a predicted model, not a curated record. Lineage: Eukaryota; Metazoa; Chordata; Mammalia; Artiodactyla; Monodontidae. Gene Ontology annotation, biological process: DNA integration. Gene Ontology annotation, molecular function: nucleic acid binding.
UAUUCAAUUUCAGUGACCUGUUUGUCUAUCCAUAAGUAUUGGCUUAUGCCAAUACUUCACUGUCUUAUUUACUGUAGUUUCAUAGAUGGUCUUAAAAUCUGAUCCAUUCAUUUUUGAGAUAUUUUAGAAACUGUGAUAAGGUACAUUUGUUUGAUUUGGGGGUACAACCAUUUAUUAUAAAAUGAAAAAAAAUUUAUGUAUUAAUGGAAAGUGAAUUAAACUUAGCAUAAGCUAAUUGUUUUAUAGAGAUAAUUGACCUGUUUUUUAGGUUAUGAUAGGAGAGAAUUAGCUUUGCAGAACCUUUGCUUUUAAAAUGGCUUACACUUUAUGUUAACCUAAGGUUAAGGGAUGUUAGAAAUGUACUGAUAUCCCAAAGUUAUGAAAAGAUCGGAAAGAUGGUUAUUAAAUGUGCAAAGUGCUGUAUCAUUGGGAAAGAGACUUAAUAAGCUUUUUAAGCCAUAGUUUAUAAGCAUGGUCUAUUCUGCUUUGUUCUAACAUUCUCUCUGCAGUAAUAUUUUCUUGUAGCCUUAUCCCUGCAUCUUCUAGUGGUCAGUAAACAUCUAUAUUGUUUUUGGAAAUUCAGAAUUUUAAGCAUUUGUAUCAAUUAUCGUUCUAGCAGGAAACAGAAGAUAUACUCUGCUAGGAUUUUAAAGAAAAUUUAAUGAAGUUCCUGUUUAUAAACAUAUGAUGGAAAGGGUCAAAGAAACCAACAUGGCACCUGGAGACUAGCAACAGCAGAAAAUAGCAACCACCUCUAGGGCUGAAGCAGCAAGAAGAAAUGUUGUUACAGAUUUCCAGUGAGAACUAGAGACACAGAAGAUGGGCUUCCUGACAGGAGCUAUGAUUGUUAGAGGGUUGCAGCUUAAACCAAGGAAGGAGCCGGGAAAUAAAUAUCCUGACCUCUUUCUUCUGCCAUCUGAUUUGCCUGCUCGUACCUCCCAUUGGACAAGUCCAAGCAGAAAACUAUAAAUGCAGUCUGCAAGGGUUCAUGAUGGUUCGUAGUGGAAAAAAUGGUGACCUUCAUCUGAAACAGAUUGCAUAUUAUAAACGAAUUGGUGAAUAUCAUCCAACUACACUGCCUAGUGAGAGAAGUGGCAUAAGAAGAGCAGCAAAAAAAUUUGCCUUCAAAGAAAAAAAGCUGUUUUAUGUCGGAAAAGACAGAAAACAAAAUCGUUUGGUAAUUGUUUCAGAAGAAGAAAAAAAGAAAGUUCUAAGAGAAUGCCAUGAAAAUGACACUGGAGCCCAUCAUGGCAUAUCCAGAACCCUUACUCUAGUGGAAUCCAGCUACUAUUGGACUUCUGUGACCAAUGAUGUCAAACAGUGGGUAUAUGCUUGUCAGCAUUGCCAAGUGGCAAAAAAUACGGUUAUUCUAGCACCUAAACAGCACCUUCUCAAAGUGGAGAAUCCAUGGAGUAUAGUUACUGUUGAUCUGAUGGGCCCUUUUCAUACAAGCAGCAGAAGUCAUGUAUAUGCUAUAAUCAUGACAGAUUUGUUCACAAAAUGGGUUGUGAUUUUGCCUCUUUGUGAUGUUUCAGCAUCAGAAAUUUCUAAAGCUAUUAUCAAUAUAUUUUUCUUAUAUGGACCUCCUCAGAAAAUAAUAAUGGACCAAAGAGAUGAGUUCAUUCAUCAGAUCAAUGUAGAACUGUGUGAAUUGUUUGGUACAAAGCAAAUUGUAAUUUCUCAUGCCUCCCAAACUAUUAAUCCAACUGUAAGAACACCUAACACAAUCAAAACAUUUCUUUCCAAACACUGUGCUGACUACCCAAACAACUGGGAUGAUCACCUAGCAGCUGUUUCGUUUGCCUUCAAUGUUACUCACUCGGAACCUACUAAAAAUACACCGUAUUUUCAGAUGUUUAAUAGAAAUCUUUACAUGCCUGAGACUUCAGAUAUUCUUCGUGAAGUGGAUGGUAAUAAUACAAGUAUGUUUGCCAGAAUUCUAGGUGCAAUUAAAGAAGCUGAUAAAAUAAUGGAGAAUAAGACAACUUCAGCGGGCCAGAUGGAGAACAACAGUUUUGAUGAACUAAAUAAAAGCAAAAUCAUUGUUAAAAAGAAACCAAAGCAAUUAAAUCCAUUUCAACUAAAAGUGGGUCAUGAAGUUUUAAGACAAAGGAAAAACUGGUGGAAGGAUGGUCGUUUCCAAUCUGAAUGGGUUGGUCCUUGUGUCAUAGACUAUAUUACAGAAAAUGGAUGUGCUGUUCUGAGAGACAACACUGGGACAAGACUUAAAAGACCCAUCAAAAUGUCCCACCUUAAGCCCUAUGUAAGAGAAUCCAGUGAACAAGACAGUCUUUAUCUCUUACAAGGUUCAGUAGUGGCAGAUCAUGACUACAUUGGAAUGCCUGAAAUUUCAGUUGGAGCAUACCAAGCAAAUAUUCUGGUAGAAGAUGCAACUAUUGGAGUAGUCGACAAUGAAUUACUGACAUCAAGCAAGGAUCGUGAACUGUUAGAAUAUAGAAAUGCCAAAAUGUCUCCCUUGAUAGAAGAUCAUAGUACUCUUGAAAAGCAGACUUUUAGUCUCUUGGACUCUUCAAACCAAGUCCUUGAGUACUUAAGUUAGUGAACACCAAAAUUCAUUUAAAGUGCUUGUUUAGAAAGUAUAUCUCCUUGAAUCUUAUCUUUUCCACUCAAAAAGGUUACUUAGAAAAAGUAUCUUGACAACUCUUAAUGACUAAGUCCUGAAGAUUUAUUUUAUAACUAUUUAUUUAUCUAAAGUUGUGCCUCAUUUGAAUGUCAGUGCAUAUAUAUAUAUAUAUAUAUACACAUAUAUAUGUAUAUAUAUAAAGGCAAAGGAGGUAUAUUACAUAUAUGUCAUUUUUUCUUCUAAAAAGAGAACAGGCAAAGCAUGCUUGCUUCUUAGGAAGUAAACUAAAUUCUAGCUCAAAACUCUCAAAACUUUGUUUGAUAUUGGUACCAUGUUUUCAGUUUUAAUUUUUUUUUUAAUAUUCCCCCCUUUUAAAAAAUGUUUGAACUACCUAGAAUUGCAUUAAUAAAUAUUUAUUAAAUGUG